This is a messenger RNA of Fragaria vesca subsp. vesca, 1518 nucleotides long. Its product is annotated as mitochondrial arginine transporter BAC2-like. Gene Ontology annotation, molecular function: transmembrane transporter activity. The transcript has 2 exons. NCBI's taxonomy places the organism in Eukaryota, Viridiplantae, Streptophyta, Magnoliopsida, Rosales, Rosaceae. The record is from RefSeq and is a predicted model, not a curated record. Bases 533 to 1441 code for a protein of 302 amino acids. Gene Ontology annotation, biological process: transmembrane transport.
GGUUGUUUCUGUGAGUCACAAAUCUUCCUUUGUUUGGUUAACACUAGGCUCAAAGCACCCAAGAGAGUUUUUAUAUGUAUGUUAACUGCCACCUGUCGAGCAUCAGAUGGUCCACUUGACUGGCCCUCACUUCUUAUAGGCAGCUGCACAGUCCCCACAAACUGGAGAAGCCGGUGGCUUUUGUUGCGGAUCCGUUUGUGAAAGAGGAGAGAAAAGAGUUGAUUUUGGGUGGAAGAAAGUUUGAGAAUUUGCGUUGAGGAAACAGAGUGGAAUAGGAUUUUGGUAUGUGAAGGAAUAUACAAAGAAAAAAACAAGAACGUUUUCUGGGUAUAUUCUUUUGCAGAAAGUGAAGAUAUUGAAGUAACAAGAAAGCUCACCCUUUUUACAUCUCCUUAUUGUUGUUUACAUGGUUUUCGUUACAAAGAAGAAAACCCAGAAAGGAAAUAUCCAACUUCAUUAGCCCUGUGUAGAAUUUUACAUACUUGAGUCUCUAAGUUGGUGGUGGAAUUUGAGGUGAUUGGUGAAUGGGAAAAUGGAUUUCUGGCCGGAGUUUCUUGCAAACAGCUGGGGAAAAGAAUUUGUGGCAGGAGGAUUUGGAGGCAUUGCUGGUAUAGUAUCUGGGUAUCCACUUGACACUGUUAGAAUUUUGCAGCAGAAUUCCAAAGGUGGCUCUGCUUUUAACAUUCUUCGCAAUGUCAUCUCCAAAGAAGGCCCUACUGCCCUUUACAGGGGCAUGGGUGCUCCCUUGGCAUCCAUCACAUUUCAGAAUGCUAUGGUUUUCCAGUCAUACGCCAUUCUCUCUGGGGCUCUUGAUCCAUCAGUGUCCACUAAAGAUCCUCCUUCUUACAAAGGUGUUGCUCUAGGAGGAGUUGGGGCAGGUGCUUUGCAGAGUCUAAUCCUCUCCCCAGUAGAACUCGUAAAAAUCCGGCUUCAACUGCAAACCAAAACCCAAAAAGGACCCAGAGAAGUUGCGAAAAGCAUAAUGAAAGCAGAAGGGUUAAGAGGAUUAUAUAGAGGCCUCGGCAUUACUAUUCUCAGGGAUGCACCAGCUCAUGGUUUGUACUUUUGGACUUAUGAGUAUACGAGAGAGCAACUUCAUCCUGGCUGUAGAAAAUCCGGCGAAGAGAGCUUACAAACAAUGUUGGUGGCAGGAGGGCUAGCAGGAGUAGCUAGCUGGAUUUCUUGUUAUCCGUUGGAUGUGGUAAAAACCAGAUUACAGGCUCAAUCUUCAUACCCUCCACCGAAAUAUACUGGCAUAGUUGAUUGCUUCAGGAAAAGUGUGAGAGCUGAUGGUUACGCCGUGCUGUGGCGAGGACUUGGAACUGCGGUUUCUAGAGCCUUUCUGGUGAAUGGGGCUAUUUUUGCGGCCUAUGAGAUUGCUCUGAGGUGCCUUUUCAGCAAUGGAAGCAUUCCACAAGAGAAUGCAAUGCCUGCAGAGUGAAGGGUUUACUUGCAGCCAAUUAAAUUGGUAUAUAAACUCAGAAGCAAGAAUAUUGUAUGAUCGACCAUUAAUCUUGC